CAUGACACUCUUCGCCCUCCACAUAGCCAUCUGCAAUCCUAUUCUCUACAAAGUCCACUACAAACCCAAACUAAUCACCAUCUUCGUGGUAGUAUCUUGGCUCGUAAACAUUGGGUGUAGCGGUUUAGCAUUUUCAGCAGAAAACGUCCUCGCUCUGGAACGUGAUAAUGUCCUAUUGAUGAACGUUAGUAAACAGAAUGCCUGGUUUCUAUGUCUUACUGUGUUCUUUCACACCAUUCUACCACUUGCAAUUGUCAUCAUCGCCUUCACACGCAUAUGCCUCCACAUGCGCAAGAAAGAGAACGUUUCCAUCACAUCCGCCUCCGCUACCAAGCUUUAUGUCCGUCAAGCAAAGGGCAUCCUUGUCGUAUAUAUCACCUACAUAGUAACAUUUAUCCCUCUGUUUGUUUUUUACUCCUUCAAUAUUAAUUUUAAAAGUAGCAGUGGCAUUCAUCUCUUCAUUAUUGGAAACAGCCUUAUUUUCCUGAACUAUGUGUACCUUGUCUUCAAGCUACCCCUGUUUCUGUUGGCCUUCAAAUCCUACCGUCGAGUUGCCUCCCAAAUCUUCUGUCAACACCAGGCAUCGGGAUCUUCAUCUGUGCCCUCUGGCGAUCGAGGCAAAUUGCCACAGAGGAAAUACCAGACUGCAAAAAACAUCAACCACACGCUUGAUGACAGUGGCCAUCAACGCUCUUCAGAGGCUGCCAGACCUACCCCGAUACAGAUGGAUGAGACAACCGAGAUGAAUGGGAAUAUUGGAAGAGUUAACCAUGGCUUCACCAGCACCUCUUCUUUGUACCAUGGGGACACAGCGAGAACAAACGGUGCAAACGAUGACGUCAGUUCCAGUACAAGUGAUGACGUCAGUUCGAAAGCCGACAGCGCCAGUGCUUAAGUUUACGUCAGUAAUAGACCGGUCGCCACCUAAAUGGCUAUGGAUAGCGCAUCAACCCUACAGGGGCCGACUGCAUGGGGACAGGGUCUCUCUGUUCAUACCGAUAGGGUAGUAUAUGAAGCUUGCUCAACUGUUUGUAUACACAUUAUGUUUAAUCAUUCUUAAAGGUGCACCUGACUCGGUCAAGUUGGCAGCCCCAGCAAGUGUGAAACACUGCGUUCAGACACUACUUUGUCUGUCUGUUUUCUCAAAGUUUAUCAUGUACAUUAAUCUUACAGCCAAUUAUUAAAACGCCUAAGGUAGACUAUUGACCAACAGACCCAAGAGUCUAAUCCUCCUUUAAGGUGUCUGGAACCGUUAUAUCAAUUCUCAAUCCUUGUGAAACGCUGACCAGCCUUAUUGUUUCAAAUA
Messenger RNA from Haliotis rufescens (red abalone), 1306 nucleotides. RefSeq lists its product as uncharacterized. Gene Ontology annotation, molecular function: G protein-coupled receptor activity. NCBI's taxonomy places the organism in Eukaryota, Metazoa, Mollusca, Gastropoda, Lepetellida, Haliotidae. Gene Ontology annotation, biological process: G protein-coupled receptor signaling pathway. Bases 2 to 895 code for a protein of 297 amino acids. Gene Ontology annotation, cellular component: membrane. The transcript has 2 exons. The record is from RefSeq and is a predicted model, not a curated record.